GGUAAUUUGCUCCGAGAAGAGUAAUGUACAGCAAGAUUUGGCAGUGUUCCGUGAACUACAGUGUAAAAAAAUGCAAAGUAAUUUUAAACCCCCCUCAAGGGAGGUUCUUUGGUGAAGAUGCUGAUGCAAUCAGUGUCUUUGCUGUCAUCUUGCAGCAGAGUUGCUUUAGCUGCUUCAAGACCGGCAGUUGUUGCUAGAAAUGUGCUGAAGUCGAUCGUUGGAGAGAAACCUAACCUGUCUUCAAGACUCUUCAGUUGUCAGCAGCUCAGUGCUGCAACUGUGACGGCAUGCAACUUUGCUUUGAAAACAGCUCCAAAAUUGACAGCACCAUUAGGAACAGUGCCGUCUGUGUGGAUGCCAAAAUGCCAACAAUAUCUCUUAGCUCCUCCUCUACCUCUCAGCACAACUCAGACUCGCUCAGUCACCAAGUGGUCCUUGCGAAAAGGCAAGCGCAAGACAGUUAGAACAGUAAUCUGCCGCUUUAAGAGAAUUUCAUGGCCAGGCAGAGGCAUUUGGAUACGACCAAGAGCAGGAGCUAAAAACAAAAUGUGGAAGAAGUCUCCUGCAGAAAGACGGCGAUGCAAGACACAUGUUUUUUGUAAUGCUACACAGUCCCAAAUGUUAGAUAAAAUGGUGACAAGAUACUGGAAGAAACCACGGUACUACCCAGAUGACCCUUACAGGCCAUAUAUGCGACGAGAUAACUUUCAUUUAACUCAGUCCUACCCAAGAGAAUUUUAUUAAGCCUGUGUAGAAAGGUCUCAAGAUGUGCAUAGCAAAUAAAUUAAUUGUAAAUAUAUAACUACCUUGA
Messenger RNA from Cherax quadricarinatus, 811 nucleotides. The record is from RefSeq and is a predicted model, not a curated record. NCBI's taxonomy places the organism in Eukaryota, Metazoa, Arthropoda, Malacostraca, Decapoda, Parastacidae.